GCAGCAGAAUCAUCCCGUCGUCCUCAUCGUCGUCGUCUUGGUUUGUGCUCAACUCCAACUUAUUCCUCGCUCUCUCUUCUGCAAGUUUAUAGCUUAGUGAGCUUUCACCGUCGACCAGUUUCACAAUUCGAAUUCAUUCACACACAGCUCCCCUGCACCGAAGAACAUACAGCUUUGUGGAAAAUAUCCUCUCGAAUCUCCUCACACUGACUGACUCUCCCUCUCCUCCUUCUCAUCAUCAAAGUCCCCGUAUGGACUUUGUCAGAUAGUGGGGUAAGGAUUUUGCGUCUCAUUGCGUUUCGGAUUUUGUCCAUCUUCUUGUCUUCUUUUGUAAGACGCGUUUCUCUUUAUUUUUCUUACAAAGAGUGGAGACUUUGCCCAUCGUGAAAGUAGCAGUGUCAGAAGAGAAAGUUGGUCAAUAUGCAAUUCGGGGAGACUUGAUACAACUACUUUGUCCUCCAUUUCGGGACAAAUUGCUGGUCGUGAUUGAGCCAUUUUGACUCUUUUUAGCAUGGAUUAGUUCCCUGAUGCACAGGAAAUCGUAAUUAAUCCAUGUCACCGUGGUCAAUUACCCUUCUGCGUUUGAGCUCUUGGUAUAAAAAUAAAUUUGGCGACUCUUCCACUUCAUCGUUGGUCACAGAUGUGUCAUUAAGUAGCAAACUCGCCAAGAGAUCAUUUACACUGACGGAGUAGUUUUUCCGACAACUGACCUCGCUCAGCGGACUGUCAUCUGGCACACGUGUAAAAAAAGAGAGAAAAAGAAGAAAGUUAGCUUGACUCAAUUUCAGUUCACAAAUGUUUUCUUCCCUCUUUCACAAAACUGAGGGAAGCCGAAAUGUGGCCGCUUGGAUAAGCGAGUGAGCAGUGAAAAGUUGUUUUAGAGAGCAAAAGUUGCUAGUUUUUGAGACUAUAUUUCCAUCCACCCAACCCAACAAAAGUAACCCAUUUGUAACCGAUUUGUGUGCAUGACAGGGUUGACUGGCAUAUCAUCAGACGUAUUUUGUUGUUUUUACAACAAGGACAAAUCGUCUGCAUAAGAAAACCAUGCGGAGAAAGUUGAAGCCGAUAAGCCCCAUCUCCGAGCACCGUUCCAGGACAUUUACUCCUGAUCUGGAAUAAACGGAAACAUUUGGUGUACCCACCAGACAAAACUGGACAUCGUUUCGGCCAGGAAACUGGUCAAGAGAGAAAAAUGAAAGCAAUUCAAAUUGCUAUAUAAAGAACUCUUAUUUACAGAAUUAGAACGUUGUGGUUGUUUUCUUGCGAGUGUGUCAAAAGUUUAUUAAUCAUCUUUCUUUCCACGCAUUAUUGUGAGUACUCGAGUCUAUUGGGGUCGACCUCUUUAUAAAGAAGAAAAAGGAAGGAAGAAGUCCAUCCGUGUGCAAUUGUUGAUAGUUUGCGCUACAUUUGUUUGUUUGUUUCUUAAAAGUGAACAAGUUCCUUUUUUUCUCUUAAAAAUUGAGUGUGUGCAAAACAAGGGAAAUUUGCAAAGGCUCAACUAUGGAUUCUUCUCAUGGAAGCAGCAUGAACCACGGAUAUCAACUUCUCCUUCGUCUACUUUUCUUGCUACUCGUGGGGACGGGGAUGACUUGGUGCGAUGACCACGAGAUCCGCUUGAUGAAGCACUUAAUGCUAGAUUACGACGCAUCUGUCCGCCCAGCCGCCCACCACAGCCAAGCACUCUCGGUCAAUUUCAGUCUUUCACUUCAUCACAUUAUCGACGUCGAUGAAAAGAAUCAAAUUCUCACGACGAGCUGCUGGUUAACACAAAUCUGGAUGGAUAACCACUUAACGUGGAAUGAGACUGAUUUUGGAGGCGUUACAGUGAUUCGACUCCCCUACUUCAAGGUUUGGAGGCCGGAUAUCAUUUUGUACAAUAAUGCUGACUCUCAAUACCAGUCCUCCGUGAUCAACACGAAUGUCAUCGUCGCGAACAAUGGCGAAGUGACGUGGCUGAGUCAUGGGAUUUACAAAAGCUCCUGCGACAUAAAUGUGGAGUACUUUCCCUUCGAUAUCCAAAACUGCACUUUGAAAUGGGCUUCAUGGACUUAUGACGGUUAUCAGUUAGAUCUGGUGAUUACGACGGAGGAGGGGGACAUUAGCAACUACCAUGCAAACGGAGAGUUUGACCUCAUCGGCUUAAGUGCAUUUCGACAUGUGCAGAUUUAUUCGUGUUGUCCAGAGCCUUAUCCAGACGUCACUUAUACCAUAACGAUGAAGCGAAGACCAAUGUUUUACGUUUUCAACCUGAUAAUACCCUGUCUGCUUAUCAACGGAAUAGCACUGCUCGUCUUUUUCGUUCCAUGCGACAGUGGGGAGAAGGUGACACUUGGAAUUUCAGCUCUUUUGUCAAUGACCGUCUUUCUCAUGACAAUUAGGGAGAGUCUUCCUCCCACGGAGAAAACUCCGCUAAUUGCUCUCUACUACGGCGUUUCCAUCUGCAUAGUCACCUUCGCAUCCGCCUUGGCUGUGUUUACAUUAAACAUUCACCAUCGCGGUUUCCGAGGUGUGACCGUUCCGAGAUUGUUGCGAUUCAUCUGUCUUAAAAUCCUGGCAAAAGUCCUCCUAAUCCAAGGAGACCCGGAGGAAAGUACUGCUACCGUUGAGCAGAAGGAAUCUCAGCUCGAUGCUUUUCGCGAAUUGAGACUCCAACUCAAUGGUCUUCACCCAGCAAUUAGGCUAGAUUCCCGAAGUGCUUCAAGGAAAUACGACUACACGGAUGUGGUCCAACGAUCCCCACGUUUCGAGCCCAAGACGACGAAUGUCGUGGGAACUGGUGGUGGAGGUUCGGCUGGUGGAACGGGUACGGGACAGCCAGCCUCGCUCGAAGACAUUGACCACAAGUUUAGUCGGAUUGCUUCCAAGAUUUGUGAAACGAUUGAACGUUGCGAGUUGAGAACGGCAGCGCAGACGAAACAGGAUGCAAAUCAGCUCGAGUGGAAAAAGAUUGCGUUGGUUUGUGACAGAUUUUUGUUUUGGGCUUUUACCAUCGUCACUGCCGUUUCUGCGACGCUCAUCCUGUUCUCGUCACCGUAUGGACCUACAUUUUCCAUGUUUUACGAUAUUUAAAUGAGAUAUCAAAACAUGAUGAUACUAAUUAUGCUCUCGUAUACUGUGCUGAUGCCAUAAUAUUCUUAUGCGUUUUUGUAGACGAGCGUUGUCAAAUGUAUACUCGUGGGAAAUUAUUUAAUAUUGUCAUUGUUUACAAAACGCAUUUGCAUGUAUUUGCAUAUAUUUGCAGAUUUGUUUUUGCAUACGUGUGUAAGUGUGGUAUGGUGCUAAAUAGGUAUCUACACGUAAGUUAUACGGUAAGAUAGAUGACUAUAUAUUGUCACAUUUCGUAAUUAAUUACUGCAUACGGUGGUAUUCUGUAUGUCACUUUGUGAUGAUCAUGAGAGGUUGCGUGACAUAUUUUGUCUGAAUAUUAAAAAAUUUCACAUUCAAUAUGAAAUUUCAUAUUUCUUAAGUUUGUCAUAAAUAGCUAAUCAUCCUCUUGUACAUAAAGAUGCACAAUUUCUGUAUUCACAAUGUAUGUACUUACAACUUGGAAAUUUAUAUUUAAGCCAGAGUAAAAUAUAAUUAGAGCUUAACGACAAAUCUAUUACGUUACCCUAAAUAUUUAAGUAUGUAAAGUUAAAAAAAAUAUUAACAACUCUACUCUACUCACUAUAACCCAGGGUUCAUACCUCUAUAUGAAUCGACACGUUUUACAGUUACGUAAAUAUGUAUGUAUAUGCCUAAGGAUAAGUAAGCUGUAUUUAAAUAUACUUUCAUUUUUCCCCACAUACCUACUUAUUUUUAUGUCAUACUACAUAUAUUACGUAACAUAUAUACUUAAGCAUUUAUUGUAUAACUGGAUCUACUACAGCAUACGUAAAAUAAAGAACACAAAAUUACUUGGAUUACGUAAAACCGUACCCAGACUAAACAUGA
Folsomia candida is the source of this 3933-nucleotide messenger RNA. RefSeq names its product neuronal acetylcholine receptor subunit alpha-10. The record is from RefSeq and is a predicted model, not a curated record. NCBI's taxonomy places the organism in Eukaryota, Metazoa, Arthropoda, Collembola, Entomobryomorpha, Isotomidae. Gene Ontology annotation, molecular function: transmembrane signaling receptor activity; acetylcholine-gated monoatomic cation-selective channel activity. Gene Ontology annotation, cellular component: neuron projection; synapse; postsynaptic membrane. The coding region runs from base 1501 to 3069 and encodes 522 amino acids. Gene Ontology annotation, biological process: regulation of membrane potential; chemical synaptic transmission; nervous system process. The transcript has 15 exons.